Molecule: messenger RNA, 1233 nt
Organism: Penicillium atrosanguineum
Lineage: Eukaryota; Fungi; Ascomycota; Eurotiomycetes; Eurotiales; Aspergillaceae
Exons: 6
Coding region: 1-1233 (410 amino acids)
Molecular function (GO): FAD binding; monooxygenase activity
Source: RefSeq, a predicted model, not a curated record
AUGCCUUCACGUACCGACUUGCCGCUUCAGGUUGCCGUUAUCGGCGCCGGCCUUGGUGGAUUAGCCGCGGCUGUCGCUUUACGUCGCCAGGGCCAUGCCGUCACGGUCUACGAGAGAUACGAUUUUGCUGGAGAAGUCGGCGCAUCUCUUAGUGCCGCUUCCAAUGGAUCGCGUUUUCUCGAGGAAUGGGGCGUGGACGUGAAAGCAGCGAAGCCUGUGAUUUUGAAGCAGUUAAUUAUGCACAACUGGUCCGACGGCGAGGUGCAGAGUACAUACCCACUGGGAGACUACAAAUCCAAAUUUGGCACAGAUUAUAACAAUUUUCAUCGCAUUGAUAUUCACAAAGAACUGAUCCAGUCAGCCUUUGAGGUGCCCGGAGAUGGCCCUCAGUGCGAGCUCAAAGUCAAUCACAAAGCUGUCCAAGUUAAUGCGGAGGAAGGGACCCUUCGAUUCGAGAACGGGGCUCAAGUGACGGCCGACAUGAUUGUUGCCGCAGAUGGGAUCCGAUCUCUCACGCGGAACCUGAUCGGAAUCACCCCUGAUUUCGAAAUGUCAACAUCAUGCUGCUACCGAUGCAUUAUUGGGGCGGACAAGCUCCGGGAACUCGACCUGGAAGAUUACAUCUCCAAUGAAGCGAUCGAGUACUGGGGUGGCUUCGGCAUCAACAAGAUCGUCAUGUCACCCUGCAGCAACGGUGAAAUUGUGAGCUGCUACUGCUUCUAUCCUGCAUCGGUCAACAAUGUCCGGGAAGAUGGAUGGAACAUUGGUGCCACACCGCAACAGUUGGUGGAAACAUUUCCCGACCUCGAUCCCAGAAUGAAGACACUGAUGUUGAAUGCGGAGGAUAUCAAAAUGUGGCGCUUAUAUCGACACCAGCCAUAUCCAUACUGGGUCAACGGCAAAGUCUGCCUACUCGGUGAUGCUGCACACCCCAUGAUGCCCGAUCAAUCCCAAGGAUCGUGCAUGGCAUUCGAAGAUGCCGGGGCCCUGGGAAUUGUGUUCCACAAGGACUUCAGAAAAGACUAUGGAGUCUCAGAGGGUCUAGAAUUGUAUGAAAAGUUGCGAAAGACGCGCGCGACACGCGUGCAGGAGGCGAGUUUCCGGGCGCGGGAGAACCUCAGCGAGCGAAUUGGGUGGAGCUCAUCUACUGAUCGACCGGGCAAGUUGACCAUUGAGGAGGUCUGUGGAUAUAACAUGAGGGACCACUUUGCAGAGCUGUUGAAGGGAAAGUAA